CUUUAUGUUUUUGGCAUUGAAAUGCUAAAAUAUUUAAUUGCUCUUUAUAAUGACUCCUUUAUUAAUUAAGAUAAAUUUUUGAUUUAAGCAGGUGCGAUUGACAUGUAUCAAAUUGAACUAAUUGAGUUUCUUAAGCCAAUGGAGGAUGCAAAAAACUUAUUCGUUGGCAAUAUUAAUGUGAAGUCAGAUACAAUGGAUCCUGAAACACUUAAGGUGUUUUUCUUAUUAUUAUUUUCUCUAGGCCUAUUAAAAUACUAUUUUUACUAAAACUAUAAAACUAAAUUUCCUUUUUUUUUUUUUUUUUUUUUUUUUUAAACCCGGUCCCGGUACUAAACUAGUCGGGUCUAUGUCUUUAUCUUUUUUUAUGUAACCCGCAAUGUAUCAGUGUAGAUAGUUUUGAAUGGAACCAUCGCAUCUCUACUUUAAAAAUAAAUAAAGCAACCUAUUCUGUUGGGCAGAUUCUCAAAUAUGCCCAUUUGAGCCAUUUCUUAUAAUUAAUUACUGAGUGGAAGUUGACUGAAGCCUAUUCUUAUUCAUUAUAAUAUAGACAUUGUAUCUUUACUCAUUUACGACAAUGACAUUUUAGUGAUUAGUGAAUUUUUUAAUUGGCAAUGGUCAAUGGUCAAACGCCACCAGUGGCAGUGGUGUAUCAUGUAUAAUGUAUGCGUUGUAUGCCAAUCAAUGUCAUAAAUGCCCUUUCCUAUUGGGCUUGGGCAUAGACUAUAGAUAGUCCGUAAAAGUCUCAAAUCACGGAUAAUAACAUUAUUAGUAAUUAGCAAGUUUAACAAAGAAUAAAUAUUUUAUUAUCAUCCGGGGAGGGGGGGGGGGCGCAUAAAGUGUAUGAGUAUAAGAUUGAGAAGUUUCAAACUUCAAAGGCUAAAGUUAUAAUUAAAACUCCUUGUCAUAAGACCCUUUCCAAUUUGAAAUUCCUUGAAUGUUCUACCUGGCGUCUACCUGAAACUUUAUUUUGCAUUUUGAGCUGUGAAAUGUUACAUGAAUCAGUCUUGUCAGAUUGUUGGGUAUGACUAACAAACUCCUGGAGAGUUUUAUAUCAUUUUAUUUUGAUGCUGUCAGAGGCAAUUUAUAGUACACAUAGAGAGGGUUUACUAGGAUAUUAUAAUAAUAAUAUUAUUAUAUUCGUAACAUUUCUCUAAGACCUUUAUCUACAUUGGUAAUAUUUUUUUACAUUGGUAAUAUUUGUUCAGUGUAUGCAUAGUAUGAUGGUUGUAGUUUCUUGGCAAUUAGUUUUGUCAGUAUUUUGUAGGUUAUAUUUAAUAAGGAAAUUCCACUGCAGUUUGUGUCUUGAAGUUUGGAACCAUUUUUUGUAUUGGUUUAUUAGUGUUGUUUCCCAUUCUGCAAGAAUUUCCUCUUAUUGCUGGUUAUAAGUUUAUGUUUCUUGAGGGUGCAAUUAUUUUUAUUACUAUUAUUAGUGGACUUAUAUAGCGCGGUACCCCAGGCUAGGGCUGGGCUCACUGUGAUGUACAUAAAAAUAUUAGCAAACAUAAUCAUGACAACAACAAAAAUAACAUACAUUUAUUUAAUUAAAAAAACGCUAUAUAACAACACCCCAGAAGUUUUUCAUGUCACGCCAUGGACAGUGACCAGCAGCAUCGUUUAUCGGCAAUUGGGGGGAAUCAGUCGGGAUAGUAGAGUUUAAAGAGAUGUGUUUUGAAGGCCUGUGAGGUUGGUAUAUUGUAGAUGUGUAGUGGGAGAGAAUUCCAUUGUUUGGGGGUGAAGAAAGAUAAAGAUCGUUAAAUUCUCUUCCUCCAUAUUUAAUAAGUUUUGCUGUAAUGAGGCAGAAACCGGGGGUGCACCCUGCAACCCCUGUGACUGCAUGGGGCCUUUGGAUAUUUGGGACCCAAAGUUAUAGAUGGAAAAAAAAUAAUCUAUCAGCUUUAAAUACAUGGUGCUUAAAUGGAAAAGUUGUAGGAGGCCUCCAAAAGGGUUCUAAAUGAGGUCUUCUUCAGGUGCUACAAAACAAGAACAAAGGUACUUUUAAUUAAUUGAAAUUAAGAUAGGGCUCAAAUCAUUCUUAACCCAUAAUAAAUUACACACACCUUGUGCAAUGUAAUUUCCAUUGUUGAUAGCUUGAUUGCACCCUCCCAUCCCAUAAUAACAAUUUUUUACCUAAAUGUACUUCUGUCCAAAAUAUUAAUGGAAGCUCAAAAAAAAAACUCAUGUUAUAACUGUUCAAAUUAAUUACAGUAUGUUUAUAAAUUUAGCAAAGACUUAUCCAAUAUAGUUAUUAUUUUGCAUCCAGCAAAAGUAAAUGAAUUAUUAAUCUGGAUAGUAUUACAAAAGAUAUAGUGGGUCUAAAGCAUAGCUAUAUCAGUAUGUUUAAUAUAUAAAUUGGAUAAACAAAUUGUAACGGGAAGGUGCUGCAGGGAGAUACAUUUGGAGAUCUGCCAUCCCAGAUCCAGAUGGUGAUCUGGUUUUUCCUCCUUUAUGGAAACUUGAGUGCUUUUUUUUCCACUGGCAACUUGCUAGGGCUAGGCCUGUGGCAGCAGUGUUUGCAAGGUUUUCUUCUCUUAGAUAAUUACAUCUUCCAGACACUAGUUUGUAUGUCAUCUUACAAUGUGGAAACACAUUUACCUGGUCACCCAUUAUAAAAACAUACAAUAUUAAAAUCAUACAUUAUUUAGUUCCAUGUAUGUGUUGUAAUUUCUUUGGGUUUUUUUUUUUUUUUUUUUCAGCUUGUGUUUUACAAAUCAUUUUCAAGAUUUGGCAUACUCUUUGAAGUUAAAGUUUUUUUUUACACAAGUCUUACAAGUACCAAAGCAAUAGACAGUAACACUUGUAAUAAAGGUGAAAUCAUUUUAGUGAUUUUACUGGACAUCAUUAAAUCAAUAGACAAUUUACUUAUUGAAAUCAUAUCUGUCUCAUUUUUAAAAUUUACAAGUUAUAUUAAGAUAAACCAGUUCUUCUUCUUCAACUGUUGAGGUCAUAUUUUAAUCACUUGUUUUUAAAUGACCAGUAACUUCCAGUAACUGGUAACUGAAAUUAAUCACUCUACGUAGAUGGUGAAGCAAAAAAACAGACAUCCCAUUAUGCCUUUGUUAAAUUUUACUCAAAGAUGUCAGCACAACAAGCUAAAAGUUCUCUCCACCUCACAUCUAUAGUUGGAACAGAUGCUUGCAAGGUUAAACAUUUUUUAUUUUGAUUAUCAAACAUUUUUUUAAACUUCCCCUUAGAUGCCUUAGUGAUACUUUUUUAUUUUAUUAUAGUUUUACAAACAUUUCAAAUAUUAAAUUUACCAAAAUACGAUUAUAAAAAGCAAAAUUUUGAAAUUUAGGCUACCCUACUGCAUACAUUAAACAUAAAUAAAAUGAUAAAAUUACUUAUUUUUAAUGCAUGGUUUUAAACAGUUGCUCUUUUAUACCAUGUACUUUCCAUUUCUUAAAAACAUAGUAAUGAUAAGUAAUAUAAAGAUAAUACAAUUACUGCUGUUGUGAUGAAAUUAUUUUCCAAUUGAUAUUUUAUGCUGAUGAUAUUGUGGAGGCAUAAUGCUUCAUAAUGACUUAAAAUAUGUUCAGUUUGAAAGAGGGGAGCAUAGAGGCCCUCAGAAAUUAUGCCAGGCUAUUUUUUACAUAUUUUAAUAUCACGAAUAUGUGACCAAUUAGCUAGAUCGGAUGUCAUUUAUGGAUGACACCCCCCCCCCCCCCCCCCCAGUAUUAAUUUUUAUUCUGCACUGAAAAAAUAUUUAUAGUAAUAUGUGUUUCAGAACUGAAAGGAUGCUAUUAAAUCAGGUUUAAUUUUAAUUAUUUACAUUUCAACAGGUUGAUUAUGCUAAACGCAAAAAAAUAUCUGAAAAUGACAAACAAGUGCUGUAUAUAACUCAGUGUUAUGAUUUAGCCAACUUUUAUCUAGGAUUUAAUGGAUGGUCAUCAGCCAUUAAACAGGUAUGUUGUGGUUUAAGAUUAACUAUAGUUAUUAUAUUAAUAAGAUCAGUGGUGUAGCUAAAGCUAAUGAGGCCCAGGUGGGUCUAAAACUUUGCCGGUCCCCUUCCACAAAAAAACUUUAGUUGGGCAAAAAUGCCACACUUCCAUAUGAAUAUACUGGUAAUUAAAAAAGUGCCACCUCAGCACCAAUCCCUCCUCCUCCACCACUGAAUAAGUUAAAUAAACAAUCUGAUAUUAUACAUUUUCCAAAAAAUAUUGUAGUGGGCAAGAAACCUUUUUUAUAAAAACAUUGAUAAUUACACUUGGAUGUUUCAUGAGAUCAAUUUUUGGGUCUUCUUGAUUCUUAAAGAUCAGCACCAAAAUUCCUGGAUGUUUAAAAAAAGUACUAUGUGCAAGACAACAAUGAAGUCUCUAAAAAUAUUUGUUAUAAAGACUGGGCUGUAGUGGAGUUUCUCAUUGUAGCUGGGAAUGAAAUUUUCUAUAUGCAUGUAAACUCCCCAGACAAAUAUAUAUGUUAUUUAGCAUUCAACAGUAUUCAGAAUCAGCUACUACUAUAUGUAAGGACUGGACAUGCAUGAAUGGUUAAGAGCAAUAUUAUAAAUAAAAACACAGAAUCUGCAUAAUUUUGUUAUGGAAUUUCAAUUCUCUUUAGUUGACGGUAGAUACGGCAGAGACAGAUUCAUCAGCAAAUGAGGAGACCUGUAGAGCCACUUGUAUUGUUGACCUACACAUUCAUAAAUCAGGUCUGAAAGUUACAGGUUUGGGCAUUUCAGAGACAUCCUUUUCUUGCAGAGGUGAGACUUUAAAAUGGUGGGUCUCUAUGUGGUGCUCCCUUUCAUCAUUGUUGAGAACAGAAAAAUUUCAUAGUUUUAACAUUUUUAUAACAAGAGAUUUUUCUCCUCAGUCUGUAGCAUUUUCAAAGUUAUAACAUUGGACUACUUCUAUGAAUAAGAAGCAACUUUGCCUUUACAACAUAUUUUUAAAGAAAGUAAAUACUUCUAAAAUUUUCCUCUUCAUUGGUUUGUGGCUCUUACUCAAAGUGAACAAAGAGGCUUUUGAAAAUGUGAAACCUUUUGUGUGGUAUGAAUUUCUAAAAAUAACCCAAACUUAAGAUGUUUAUGCUGCAGGUGAUAAUAUAUUUUAUUUUAUACAAUCAUUAUUAAAUUAUUUCCUCAGAUCUGACAAGUAAAAUUCAGGCCUUUGCUGUGGGUAAAAAGCGUUCACAUCAAAAUGCCAUACAAAAUGCCUUCUCUAAAGUAAUUCUUAUUGUGUUGAGUAAUGGAAAGGUUUCUGCAGCUAUUAACUCAAAUGUUAAAGAACAUGUGGAGGAGUUUAAGCCAGAAUAUGGCUAUUUGAGUGUGAGUCUUCUAGUUAUAUCAUUUUUUAACCAUUAAUUUUAAGGUGCAUAGCCAGGUUUUAUAAUUAAAUUUAAUCAGUAAAGCAUUAAUGUCUUUUCUGCCAUAAUUUCUCCUGUAAUGUCUUUUCUGCCAUAAUUUCUCCUGAUACAUAUUUGGCAGAAUAAAUUUAUUUCCCAACCAAGUAACUUAUUGAGCUGUUGAUAAUUUUUUGGAAAUUACUUUCUCUCCUGCCAUUAUAAAUUUAUAUUCUAAUAAUUCUAAUAUUUACAAUGAAUUUAAACUCAAACAAUGUAAAGAAAAUAUACCUUUUCUGUUUUGAUUUGAAGAAGCCUUUUGUAUUAUAUUUAUUACUGGUAGUUAAUUAUUAUCUUCAAAUCAUUCAGGUCAAUAACCUUGAACAAGAACCAGAGGAAUCCAGUGAUGAACAAGAACCAGAGGAAUCCAGUGAUGAUGAAGAUUUAGAAAUUCUAGAUAGAAGAAACAUUAGUAUCUUACAAGGCUUGGGCCAGGAUGUUGGUUAACAAGGCUUACUUAUUCAAAAAUAAAUAUUGAAUUUUUUAACCAUAAAUCUCUGUUAUUUAUUAAUUUCACUCUCAGUUGUGUUCUGCAAAAUCAUUUUUGACAUCACUUUUAUUAAGCCUUUUGUUAAAUAUCUUGAUAUUUGCAUGAAGGAAAAUAAAUAUGAUGCACAUAGUGACAAGACAAACAUGUUUGGAAAUCUAUGAUAA
Molecule: messenger RNA, 5985 nt
Organism: Lymnaea stagnalis (great pond snail)
Lineage: Eukaryota; Metazoa; Mollusca; Gastropoda; Lymnaeidae
Source: the annotation of a GenBank genome assembly